Molecule: messenger RNA, 3302 nt
Organism: Brassica oleracea var. oleracea
Lineage: Eukaryota; Viridiplantae; Streptophyta; Magnoliopsida; Brassicales; Brassicaceae
Product: chaperone protein ClpB3, chloroplastic-like
Exons: 8
Coding region: 185-3106 (973 amino acids)
Biological process (GO): cellular response to heat; protein refolding
Cellular component (GO): cytoplasm
Molecular function (GO): ATP hydrolysis activity; ATP binding
Source: RefSeq, a predicted model, not a curated record
UUAUUUCCUCCUUCCACUUUCUCCUGCUUCUCACUAAACUACACGAAAACACAAGCAAAAAGCGUUAAUCUUUCCUCAUUUCUUAAGUAAACAUCUCGCCGUUUCAGCGAAUUCGCGCUAAACUCCCUGUUGUAGUACAUCAUCCUUUCUAAACUGUUCACCGUUUUUCAAUUUCUCCGAGCAAAUGGCGACGGCUAAGACGACUGCUACGGCGGCGUUUAGUAGUAUCGUCGGCGGCGUAGGAUCAGACUCCCGAAAGGUUUCCUCUUUCUCUCACCUCCAACCUUCCGUGGCUUUUCCGGCGAAGCCCACUUCCUUCAAAUCACUGAAGCUAAAGCAGAGCGCGAGGCUCACUCGAAGACUUCAACAUCAACCGUUCGUCGUCCGAUGCGAAGCUUCUUCUAAUGGAAGGCUUACACAGCAAGAGUUCACAGAGAUGGCGUGGCAGUCGAUAGUCUCUUCACCAGACGUGGCUAAAGAGAACAAGCAACAGAUCGUGGAGACGGAGCAUCUCAUGAAAGCUCUUUUGGAGCAGAAGAACGGUUUAGCUCGCAGGAUUUUUUCGAAGAUCGGUGUGGAUAACACCAAGGUUCUUGAAGCUACGGAUAAGUUCAUUCAACGCCAGCCGAAGGUGUAUGGAGAAGCUGCUGGUUCGAUGCUUGGACGUGAUUUGGAAGGGUUGUUUCAGAGGGCGAGACAGUAUAAGAAAGACUUGGGGGACUCUUAUGUCUCUGUUGAGCAUUUGGUUCUUGCUUUUGUUGAUGAUAAGCGGUUUGGGAAGCAGCUGUUUAGGGAUUUUCAGAUAUCUGAGAAGAGUUUGAAAACUGCUAUUGAGUCCAUUAGAGGGAAACAAUCAGUCAUUGACCAAGAUCCGGAAGGCAAGUAUGAGGCGUUGGAGAAGUAUGGUAAAGAUUUGACAGCGAUGGCGAGAGAAGGAAAGCUUGAUCCUGUGAUUGGACGAGAUGAUGAGAUCCGUAGAUGCAUUCAGAUUCUCUCAAGGAGGACUAAGAAUAACCCUGUGUUGAUCGGUGAACCAGGUGUUGGUAAAACCGCAAUCUCAGAAGGGCUUGCUCAGAGGAUUGUGCAAGGAGAUGUGCCUCAAGCAUUGAUGAACAGAAAGUUGAUAUCUCUUGAUAUGGGGGCACUUAUUGCUGGAGCAAAGUAUCGAGGAGAAUUCGAAGAUAGACUAAAGGCUGUACUUAAGGAGGUCACAGACUCAGAAGGCCAAACCAUCUUAUUCAUCGAUGAGAUCCACACAGUUGUUGGCGCAGGUGCGACUAAUGGGGCAAUGGAUGCUGGUAACCUACUAAAACCAAUGCUAGGUCGAGGCGAGCUACGAUGUAUAGGCGCAACAACGCUCGACGAAUACAGAAAGUAUAUAGAGAAAGAUCCAGCCUUGGAACGCAGGUUUCAACAGGUUUACGUUGAUCAACCUACCGUGGAAGACACUGUUUCGAUCCUCCGCGGUUUGAGAGAAAGGUACGAACUCCAUCACGGAGUUCGCAUCUCAGACAGUGCUCUAGUGGAAGCCGCCAUCCUCUCUGACCGUUACAUCAGUGGCCGGUUCCUACCUGACAAAGCAAUUGACUUGGUUGAUGAAGCAGCAGCCAAACUGAAAAUGGAAAUCACAUCGAAACCCACAGCUCUCGACGAGCUAGACCGCGCGGUGAUCAAGCUCGAGAUGGAGAGGCUCUCACUUACCAACGACACAGACAAAGCUUCAAGAGAGAGGCUAAACCGGAUCGAAACGGAGUUAGUCUUACUAAAGGAGAAGCAAGCGGAGUUAACCGAGCAGUGGGAGCACGAGAGGUCCGUCAUGUCCCGUCUCCAAUCCAUCAAAGAGGAGAUAGACAGAGUAAGCCUCGAGAUCCAGCAAGCGGAGCGCGAAUACGAUCUAAACCGCGCAGCAGAGCUCAAAUACGGAAGCCUAAACUCUUUACAGCGUCAGUUAAACGAAGCUGAGAAGGAGCUUAAUGAGUACUUAAGCUCUGGCAAGUCUAUGUUCAGAGAAGAGGUGUUAGGCAGCGACAUAGCAGAGAUCGUUAGCAAAUGGACUGGCAUCCCUGUGUCGAAGCUUCAACAGUCCGAUAGAGAUAAGCUUCUACACUUGGAAGAGGAGCUGCAUAGACGAGUAAUAGGUCAGAACCCUGCAGUCACGGCCGUAGCCGAAGCGAUCCAACGGUCCAGAGCCGGCCUAUCGGAUCCGGGCCGUCCGAUAGCUUCCUUCAUGUUCAUGGGACCGACGGGAGUCGGCAAAACCGAGCUGGCCAAGGCCCUCGCUUCUUACCUCUUCAACACGGAGGAAGCUCUGGUGAGGAUCGACAUGAGCGAGUACAUGGAGAAACACGCGGUUUCCAGGCUCAUCGGAGCUCCUCCCGGAUACGUGGGCUACGAGGAGGGAGGGCAGUUGACGGAAGUGGUUAGGAGAAGGCCAUACUCGGUCAUACUCUUCGACGAGAUUGAGAAGGCUCAUGGAGAUGUGUUCAACGUGUUUCUCCAGAUCUUGGACGAUGGGAGGGUUACUGACUCUCAGGGACGUACGGUGAGCUUCACCAAUACGGUUAUUAUCAUGACCUCGAACGUUGGCUCGCAGUAUAUCUUGAACAGCAACGCGGAUGAUGAGGGGAGUGAGCUUGGUUAUGAGACGAUUAAGCAGAGAGUGAUGGAUGCUGCGAGAUCGAUCUUUCGUCCUGAGUUUAUGAAUAGGGUUGAUGAGUAUAUUGUUUUCCAGCCUCUUGACCGUGAGCAGAUCAACAGCAUCGUCCGGUUACAGCUGGCUCGUGUGCAGAAGCGGAUUGCGGAUAGGAAAAUGAAGAUAGAGAUCACAGAUGCGGCGGUGGAUCUUCUCGGAAGCCUCGGGUAUGAUCCGAACUACGGAGCUAGACCUGUCAAGCGUGUGAUACAGCAGAACAUUGAAAACGAGCUCGCCAAAGGUAUCUUGAGAGGAGAUUUCAAGGAAGAAGAUGGGAUUCUGAUCGAUACAGAGGUCACAGCGUUCUCCAAUGGUCAGUUACCUCAGCAAAAGCUCACAUUCAAAAAGAUUGCGUCAGAAACGGCAGAUGCUGAGAAGGAGGAAGAAGAAGCUUUCUCAAAACAGAGCAAUUGAAAAACGACACCUUUUGGAGCCCAAGAAGUUUCGGACUUUAUAGUACAUAGCUUCUAGUGAGUUGGUUGUGACAGAACAGAAUGAUAACAUUUAUCUCAAUGUGAGAUAUAAACCAUAAGCUAAUAAGUUAUUGUGCUGAUGUCUCAAAAUCCAUAUUCUCUGAAAAUGCAAUAUAUAGUAACGUUAUAUAGUUUUC